GUACAGCUUUUGCCGAGACGUUGGGCUUGCCCACCGGUUGGAACACCAGCAUAUCACUGAAUGAGAACACAACAGACACGACCACUGAGGGCCCCAGCCAGUUGCCCCGGGGUAUCCAGAACAUCCGUCCGCAUCUCAAGAAUGUGGAUGAUGUGCCCUUGCUGAUCCAGUUGUUCACAGACUGCACAGUAGAGGCCACGGGUGAGAUGAUAUCGAUAAUGCAGGAGCAUGGCGAGGUGGUGUGCUGCAUAGGAUCGUCCCUGCGCUCACAGAAUAUGUUGCUGUUCUCUCAGGCCGAUAUUAGUAU
This is a messenger RNA of Sphaeroforma arctica JP610, 307 nucleotides long. RefSeq lists its product as hypothetical. The transcript has 3 exons. The annotation marks the transcript as partial. The record is from RefSeq and is a predicted model, not a curated record. NCBI's taxonomy places the organism in Eukaryota, Ichthyosporea, Ichthyophonida.